This is a messenger RNA of Aegilops tauschii subsp. strangulata, 564 nucleotides long. RefSeq names its product putative FBD-associated F-box protein At5g56400. Lineage: Eukaryota; Viridiplantae; Streptophyta; Magnoliopsida; Poales; Poaceae. The record is from RefSeq and is a predicted model, not a curated record. Gene Ontology annotation, molecular function: protein binding.
AUGACCGUUGCGCUUCCAACUGUCAGCGUGUUGAGAACUUUUGCCCACAACCUGUUCGGCAGAAUGCACACUGGGGAUCGCCUUGGGGACCUCACGGACGACAUCCUCUGGCAUGUGCUCUCCUUUCUGCCGGCCAAUGAGGCCCUGCAGACCUGCGUGUUGGACACCCGGUGGCGCGAUCUAUGGAGGCAGACGACUAGCCUGCUCUUCGUCUUUGAUGGGUCAAUGUUCCCAAGAUACAAGCGUUUCGAACAGUUGGUGAAGCUGGUCAUCCAUCUCCGCGGGGAAUCACCUCUUGUCACGUGCAAGAUCGAUGCAUAUCCCGACGAUGACCCCGAGCACACUUUCACAAACACCAAGUUGUUGAUUGAUAACACCCUAGUGUGUGAAGCCGAGGAGCUAGUAGUAAGAGCUGCAGACAUUCGGUAUGACAUACCAAUGUUUGAUGUGCCUCUCAAUCUCAUCUCCCAACACUUGAAGACCUUGCACCUUGAACAGGUCAACCUCGACCACUCUGAUUUGAAGUUCUCAGGUUGCCCGGUGUUAGAGGAUCUAAGUAUCUAG